This is a messenger RNA of Neomonachus schauinslandi (Hawaiian monk seal), 1853 nucleotides long. RefSeq names its product frizzled class receptor 9 (gene FZD9). NCBI's taxonomy places the organism in Eukaryota, Metazoa, Chordata, Mammalia, Carnivora, Phocidae. Gene Ontology annotation, cellular component: plasma membrane. The record is from RefSeq and is a predicted model, not a curated record. Gene Ontology annotation, molecular function: Wnt receptor activity; Wnt-protein binding. The transcript has a single exon. Gene Ontology annotation, biological process: non-canonical Wnt signaling pathway; canonical Wnt signaling pathway. The coding region runs from base 1 to 1797 and encodes 598 amino acids.
AUGGCCGUGCCGCCGCUCCGCCGGGCGCUGCUGCUGUGGCAGCUGCUGGCGGCGGGCGGCGCGGCGCUGGAGAUCGGCCGUUUCGACCCGGAGCGCGGGCGCGGGCCGGCGCCCUGCCAGGCGGUGGAGAUCCCCAUGUGCCGCGGCAUCGGCUACAACCUCACCCGCAUGCCCAACCUGCUGGGCCACACGUCGCAGGGCGAGGCGGCCGCGGAGCUGGCCGAGUUCGCGCCGCUCGUGCAGUACGGCUGCCACAGCCACCUGCGCUUCUUCCUGUGCUCGCUGUACGCGCCCAUGUGCACCGACCAGGUCUCGACGCCCAUCCCCGCCUGCCGGCCCAUGUGCGAGCAGGCGCGCCUGCGCUGCGCGCCCAUCAUGGAGCAGUUCAACUUCGGCUGGCCCGACUCGCUGGACUGCGCCCGGCUGCCCACGCGCAACGACCCGCACGCGCUCUGCAUGGAGGCGCCCGAGAACGCCACGGCCGGCCCCGCCGAGCCCCACAAGGGUCUGGGCAUGCUGCCCGUGGCGCCACGGCCCGCGCGGCCCCCCGGCGACCCCGCCUCGGGCCCGGGGGGAGGCGGCGGCGGCGGCGGCGGCGGCGGCACCUGCGAGAACCCGGAGAAGUUCCAGUACGUGGAGAAGAGCCGCUCGUGCGCGCCGCGCUGCGGGCCCGGCGUCGAGGUGUUCUGGUCGCGGCGCGACAAGGACUUCGCGCUCGUCUGGAUGGCCGUGUGGUCGGCGCUGUGCUUCUUCUCCACGGCCUUCACCGUGCUCACCUUCCUGCUGGAGCCCCACCGCUUCCAGUACCCCGAGCGCCCCAUCAUCUUCCUGUCCAUGUGCUACAACGUCUACUCGCUGGCCUUCCUCAUCCGCGCGGUGGCCGGCGCCCAGAGCGUGGCCUGCGACCAGGAGGCGGGCGCGCUCUACGUGAUCCAGGAGGGGCUGGAGAACACGGGCUGCACCCUCGUCUUCCUGCUGCUCUACUACUUCGGCAUGGCCAGCUCGCUGUGGUGGGUGGUGCUGACCCUCACCUGGUUCCUGGCAGCCGGCAAGAAGUGGGGCCACGAGGCCAUCGAGGCCCAUGGCAGCUACUUCCACAUGGCGGCCUGGGGCCUGCCGGCCCUCAAGACCAUCGUCAUCCUGACGCUGCGCAAGGUGGCCGGGGACGAGCUCACGGGGCUCUGCUACGUGGCCAGCAUGGAUGCGGCUGCACUGACGGGCUUCGUGCUGGUGCCCCUCUCCUGCUACCUGGUGCUGGGCACCAGCUUCCUCCUGACGGGCUUCGUGGCCCUCUUCCACAUCCGCAAGAUCAUGAAGACAGGCGGCACCAACACGGAGAAGCUGGAGAAGCUCAUGGUCAAGAUUGGGGUCUUCUCCAUCCUCUACACGGUGCCUGCCACCUGCGUCAUCGUGUGCUACGUCUAUGAACGCCUCAACAUGGACUUCUGGCGCCUUCGGGCCACAGAGCAGCCCUGCUCGGCAGCCAGCAUGCCCGGCGGCCGGAGGGACUGCUCGCUGCCAGGGGGCUCGGUGCCCACCGUGGCUGUCUUCAUGCUCAAAAUCUUCAUGUCGCUGGUGGUGGGCAUCACCAGCGGCGUCUGGGUAUGGAGCUCCAAGACUUUCCAGACCUGGCAGAGCCUGUGCCACCGCAAGAUGGGAGCUGGCCGGGCCCGGGCAAAGGCCUGCCGGGUGCCCGGGGGCUACGGCCGUGGCACCCACUGCCACUACAAGGCCCCCACCGUGGUCUUGCACAUGACUAAGACGGACCCUUCUCUGGAGAACCCCACGCACCUCUAGGGACACGGGCCUGCGCGGGGCGGCUGUCGCCCCCUCCCGGCCCCUCCUCCGGAGGA